GUUAGGGCAUAUUGUAACCCGUCUUCUUCUUCUUCCUCCUCCCUUUCUUUCUUCUUCUUCUUCUUGAGGAAGCCAUGGAGUCCCCUAAGAAGUCCAACAAGAUCACCGAAGUGGUUCGACUCCGGCAGCUCCUCAAGAAGUGGAGGAACUUCGCAAACUCGUCGAAAACUGCCCCAGCUGCCACACCACCAGCCACCGCUGCCGUGAGCCCGAACCGCGGUGGCAUUCACAAGAGCAUCAGCUUCCUCAAAAGAACGAUCUCUUCUCUAUCAUCAGAAGACGAUGGCAACAACAACAACAAGAAGCACAGCAGCGGCAACAGCAAGGUUAUCCCGAAAGGCUUCCUUGCGGUCUGCAUCGGCGAAGAGCUUGAGAGGUUCGUCAUCCCAAUGAACUACUUGGGCCACCCAGCGUUCAGGUACUUGCUGCGAGAGGCCGAGGAGGAGUUCGGGUUUCAGCAGACAGGCGUCCUGAGGAUCCCAUGCGACGUUCCGGUGUUCCAAAGUGUUGUGAAGAUGGUGGAGGGAAAGAAGAAGAAGAAGAAGGUCGUCAACAACGGCAGGUUGGUGGUGAAAGUACAGUGCAGGCUCGAUGCAGACGAGAUGUGUGGAGGUCUCCUGUUGGACGAUGGUGAGAUGGUUCACUCUCGCCAUCAUCCUUGGAGCCCUUUAUGCAGAUGAAUCGUCUUCCCCUCUGUGUUCUUGCUUAGGUCUUUUAUAUUAUUAUACCAGACAUGUUGCUUCUUAGGAGAUGUAGGCUGUACUUUAUACUCUAUGUCAAUAGAUAAACAGAUACAGAAAGCAUGGAGAAGGGGAUGUAGUAUCGACCUGUUUUGAAAUGGAGAUCUUGACCU
Messenger RNA from Eucalyptus grandis, 853 nucleotides. RefSeq lists its product as hypothetical. The record is from RefSeq and is a predicted model, not a curated record. Bases 75 to 680 code for a protein of 201 amino acids. The transcript has a single exon. Gene Ontology annotation, biological process: response to auxin. NCBI's taxonomy places the organism in Eukaryota, Viridiplantae, Streptophyta, Magnoliopsida, Myrtales, Myrtaceae.